Messenger RNA from Acaulospora colombiana, 501 nucleotides. The record is from the annotation of a GenBank genome assembly. Lineage: Eukaryota; Fungi; Glomeromycota; Glomeromycetes; Diversisporales; Acaulosporaceae.
AUGAACAUUCUCACGAGCAUCGUGUCCAUGACCAUUCCCAUAAUCACAGACACAGAGAAUAUAGCGGAUAGGUCCAAUAGAAUUAAUGAGUAUGAAUUGCUGUUAUCCCGAGAGAAGAGGAAAGAUACCACCGAUCCCGAAGUUGAAAAGUAUUUUAAAGCAAAAGAAUUAUACGUAAAAGGAUUUGGGCUUGCUUCUAAAAUUCCGGAAGAUUCAGAAGAAGAAACCCUGAGAAAACACGAGCAAGAAAUUUUAGAAUCCACUCAGUUUCUCGUCGAGGCAUUCUUAUUAGAUGAUAAAGCGACUGAAAUGUCACCCAGAAUCAUGUCCCUUGCUCAGCAGUAUGAAAAUCUCCUAAAAUUGGGAGAAGAUGGCGAAAAAAAAGAGAUCGAAGAAAAGAUUGUAGAAAAUACGAAUGAAGAAAUAUUAGAUGAAAAGAAAAUAGACAAGGAUCAUCGCGAAGAUAUCGACACUCUUGAACCGGAAUUCACAAGAGAGUGA